Pectinophora gossypiella (pink bollworm) is the source of this 2392-nucleotide messenger RNA. RefSeq lists its product as uncharacterized. Bases 105 to 2099 code for a protein of 664 amino acids. Gene Ontology annotation, biological process: attachment of mitotic spindle microtubules to kinetochore. The transcript has 14 exons. Lineage: Eukaryota; Metazoa; Arthropoda; Insecta; Lepidoptera; Gelechiidae. Gene Ontology annotation, cellular component: Ndc80 complex. The record is from RefSeq and is a predicted model, not a curated record.
GCCGUUGUUGUUUUUAGUUUUCGUAUCAAUUUGGUAUCAAUCAAUAGAUUUUGUAAACUUUGAGUUAUUUUCGCGUUUUAUAAGGCUAACAAAGGAAUUCAUAAAUGUUUCCUGCAAGAUUUACAACCGGCCAAUCAUCCGCUGUCCGGAAACCAAGAGUGGAUGGCAAACCAUCGAUGUUGCCGAAGCCGCGGCGGCCGGGGUCAACAGACCGCGCGUCGGUGGAAGCCCGGCGGCCUAGCACCUCGCACCGGUCGAGCAGCGCCGAACCCGUGCGCGCUACACUCGCUGGAGGCCGACUUAGCCGCGAAGCAUCGGCUUCCAAGUUACCGCUCAAUAGGAGAUCACGAUCACAGCAAGCAGACAGAUAUGGACAGUCCUCUAUGACUCCGCUGCGGUCCAGCCAUUAUGCCAGAACAACCACCACCCCUGUGAGAACUCCUUCAGAAGAUCGUCAGAACCGCAGCUGGCAAGCAUCACUAGAUAGAGCUCUAGCUUUUGUUACCAUUAAGGACCAAAGGCCACUGUCGAGCCCGGCGUGGCUGCGUGCGGAGUUCUCGCGCGUGUCGGAGGCGCUAGGACUGCGCGGCGCGGGCGCGGCGGGCGGCGGGCUGGCGCUGGUGCGGCCGCUCACCAUCACGCGCUUCGUCGACAUCUGCGGGGGGCUGCUCGCCGCCAUCAUGCGGGACACCAAGCUCAACAACGAUAACUAUGUCGCUAAGCUGCCGAACCUGGCUAAGCGGUUCCUGUACCCGGGCGCCGUGUCCAAGUCGUGGCUGAAGACGGUCAACACGCUGCACGCGUUCCCGCACGCGCUCGCGUUCAUCGCGUUCUUUCUCGACCUCGUCAACCAUAUUGAGACUCCCGUGUCUGACGAGUGGCUGUACGCGGAGAAGGACGAACUGGCGUGUCUGCGGCGAGAUUUCCUCUACAAAAGUUGGAUCAGAUUUCAGGACCCGGGACACGAGUUUGAGGACCUGGAUGCGGAGUACCUGCUGAACCUGAAGCAGCUGCUGGGGCACGACGAGCAGCGCGUCGCGCAGCUGCAGGAGACGAUACAACAAUGCGAAGCGGCGCUGGAAGACGAGAGCGAGCUGGCGGCGCGGGCGGAGGAGGAGCGCGUGCGCGCGCGGCGCGAGGCGGCGGCGGCGCGCCUGCGGGCGGCGCGCGCCGACGGGCGGCGCCUGCGCGCGCACGGGGACGCGCAGCGCGCGCGCCGCCGCGACCUGCACGACGACGUGCGCGCGCUCGACGCCGACAUCGCCAGCAUCACGGCGGAGAUCCAGCAGCUGAAGCGCGAGCUGGAGUGCCAGGACAUCAGCGUGGCGGAGCGCGCGCGGUUGCUGGACGAGGUCGACUACGCCACGCGCGUCAUCGACUCCAAGCGAACGCUCGCCGAACAAGUCUCCAAGAUAAUGCUGAACAAAGAAACGGAGCUGGCUCUGUGGCAGAAACGCACGCUGGACAGCUGCGUGGAGUACAAGCAAGCGCUCAUACACCUCGCGGCCCGCUUCCCGCCAGUAGCCGGGCUCGCCGUCGACGAGCAGGAGUUGAUGGAGGCGCGGUGCGCGGAGGCGGUGUCCCGCGCGGUGGACACGCUGCGUGCGCACGCGCAGCAGCUGGCCGAGCGCCGCGCCGAGCACACGCGAGCAAGGGCCAAGCACUGCCGGCUCAGGCAGCACCAGCUGGAGGAAACCAAAGCUAAAAUAGAAGAAAUGAAAUCAGUCAUCUCCCGGGAGCAACAAGCUCUAGACUCUGACAGCAUUCGCGAGGCCACGGAGACGGCGAGCUGGACGGCCGAGCGCGACCAGCUGGCGGCGAAGAUGGAGGAACUGAGAGCUAGUGAGGCCGAGUAUGCGCGCGCGCAGGCCGAACUCGAUUUCUGGGAGAAGCAGGAAGUCGCCUGGACCACCCGCCUAGCAGAGAUGCGCGAGUACAUCGCCCGCCUGCGAGAGCAGCUGUCGCGUGAGCUGGACGCGGAGAAGAAGAAGAAAGCCAACCAGAUCCUGGACGCCGUGUGCGCCUGGCAUAUGCGGCUCGACGCUAUAGAGGACGAGGAGCAACGCCGGCGGGCCGGCGACAACCAACGAGCUUUGUAAAUCCAUCACAAUCCGACUCCAUGGCGUGGCGUCACAUAGACGAGGGCGAACGAUCCAGUGCAUGACGUCACUAAACGCUUGUUGUGUUGUUGUCGCUGUGACCAGUGUACUCCGGCUUCACAGCCCCUCGCAUCCUGAUGCUAAAAAUAUAUAAAAUGAGCAGGUUUUAAUGUGUGAAGAUUCAGUGUUGAAGGACAUAUUAUAAUCACGAGUAAUAUUUUAAUUAGGUGAUAAUCUGUGUUUGACUUUAAAGAUGUAAUAUUAAUAAACGUAUUUAAGAUUUAUAGUACAAA